AUGCUUGUUCCCAGGUCUUUACACCUUCAUUUCAUAGCAUGUGCUCUUGCAUCUGGAGGCCUAUUGGCCUUCCUUGGGGUCCUUGACUUCUUGAUGUUUUCUUCCUUCCUGGAACACCGAAAAUUUGACAUUGCACACAUCAAAUCCACAACACAGAUUUUAUCAUUUGUCCCUCAACUUAUCAUUGUGUUGCUGCUUGCUCUGCUUUCAUAUGGGAUCCAGACAAUUGCAGUCCACCUCACAAUCCAGCGAUGUCAACUGGUUCUUGCACUCCAUGACAAUGUUGAGGCCUGCUAUCUCUACAAGCAGAGGAGCCAUGGUGUUGCUAGUUGGCCCAGGGGAGUAAAUGAUACAAUUCUUUUUGGUACAAUGGAUCAAAAUUUGGAAGGCAUUGUGUUUGAAGAUCACAUGGGUCUUAAAUUGAGUGCCAAAUGUGGAAUUAUUCCCCAGUCUGGGGAUCAUUUUGAUUUCAGAUACUAUAGAGGGAGAAUACAGGAUUAUCCAGAUGGUGGAAGGAUAUUGUUUUCUCUAGGCCCCAAGUUUACUCCUAUUCCUGGAUCCACACUGCACUAUAUGAAUACUUAUGUAAAUGUCAUAAAUGUAAUGAAUAAGAGCAUGGGUACUUUUGUGCUUGGUGGUGAGAAGCCUACCCCAGCUUCACCACCACCAUUCUCAUUUCUUCUCAAUGAAGAGGACACUGGAGUUCCCAUGCAAGGGAGUGAUUUUGUGGUGGCACUUGUUACCACAAAAAACUAUGUACUGGGGAAUGACAGGCGAGGCUCUCCCAUUCAGCUUACAAAGGAGGUUCAGGUGUAUACAUCUCUGCCAAUCACUCCAUCAACUAAGCACAACAUCUCCUUGGAAUCUGUCAACAUCACAUUCAAUAUAUGGCCAAUUGGCUGUGCAAUGUAUACACAAAAUCUAACUGCACAUGUGUCAGGAUCUGACCAGAAACUGCUGGGAAUUUCAGAUAUACAUGGAUACAACUCUGAACCAAGGCACCUUGAUUACCCCUUUGAACGCAAGUCAGAUCCAGCCAACCUUGUGGAGGAAUAUUUUGGCUUCAUGUUGUUUUUAACUUACUUUGAUGAAUAUGUAUUGGAAGAUCACCAGUUUGGAAGUCUUGGAAGGAGGUGGGGUGGACUGUGGGGAAUGCCACCUUUUGGGCAGGCCAUGCUUUCAGCUCUGACAUCAACUCCUCUGAAUUCCAAAUUCCCAUCAUUGAAUUUAUCAAGCCUAGAGCUGCAACUCACCUCAUAUUAUGCCCUUACAUUAGGUGUUCUUCUCAUGAAUUGGCAUGUGGACUCACUCUAUAAUCCUAAUGGGAGUUGGACACCAAUUUACUACAAUACAAGUGGAACACACCAUUUUAUCCAAGCCAUCACCCACAUUGCCUACAUCCCUCUGACUAUUGUCACUGUGUUCUCUGCAUGCCUUAUGUUGGUCUCCUUCUUCAUUAUCCAGGAUGCAUUGAUUGUGCGCACAGUAGUUGAUGCAGAUUGGCAAUGCCAGCAGGUUGUCCAUGAUGGCAGCUUAUUUGACAUGAUAUCUCUACUUGCUGGCUCUCAUUCUAACACUAGCUCUAUGUCAUGUUGCUGUCCCCAACACAAUGAUUACCUAGACUAUGGGCAUAUAGUCAGUGCAAUCACUGAAUAUUCAGAAGGACAUCUUGUCCUCCAAGCCCAAUCCACCAUUCUGCCUUUGGGGGCACAUCAAAUAAAUGGAUUGCAUAAUGGGAUGUGGACUCAAGAAGGCUUGGGGGGAGGAUCAGAUGCUAAGCUUCCCCGUGCCACUAAUGCAAUGGGCCUAUGGGUUAUUGGCACAGCAGGGGUGUUUGCACUAAUUUCUUUCCAUGGCUGCCUGGUUGCUUUGUCCAUGGUGCAUGUUUUGGACCAUUUAUACUUUGAUGUCAAGCACCUGGGCAUUAUGAACCAGAUCCUGCUGACAUCUGAAGAGAGUUUUACUGUUAUAGUGUCAGCAUUAGUCACUCUGUCCAUUUCAUCACUUGCCUGUGAUGCCUCACUUCAAAAAAGAAUGCCUUUGGGGGCAUUGCACUACAUGCUAGCUGCCUGGCGUCAAGGGCUUGGCUUCUGCAUUUUCUCCCUUGCAAAGUUUUCAACAAUUCUCAGUCAACUCCAAUUGACUUGGGUUUUUGUUUUCUUUGUUGGGAUCAUGGUCACACAUGUUGCAACACCAGCUAUUGUGACAACAGAAGUAUUCAAUGCUUCAAUCUCCACACAAUUUACAGUUGAUAGAAUUCCAGGGCUCUGGAGUGACAUCUCAUUUUCUUCCAAGUUUGUUGAUGACAUUGCAGAUGUUCUUGCAGCAGCUGCAUAUGUACUUGACUAUACCUCAUUUGGCCUCAGAAACAUUGGGAGUCCUCUUGGUUCAAAUGAAACCAUACUCAAUGCUUCAGGCCCCUAUGGGGGGAUUUUCAUUGAUCCAUUUGCAACAAAGUACACUACAUCAUGCAGUAUAGUCCCUCAACCAACAUAUCCAUAUACUGGGUACUCAGUGCUUGAGAAUCAGACUGGAGUGCUUUCCCUGGCCCGCAUUGCUCAAAGUCCACAUGUGCUUCUGGACAGAGGAGUGCCAUUGACAGGCUCCUAUGCUCUUACCUUUCCAAUGCAAAUAUGGACAUAUAUUCAGAAUGAUAGCAUUUCAUCAAGUGAACUAGGCCACUACAUCAAUAAAACAAAGAAGCUGGAGACUGUGAACGUUACAUUAUAUGUUUGGCCUAUUGCAUGUGCACUUCAUGUACUCAAUGGGACAGCUGUAGUGACUUCAGAUAAUAAGUUGAAGUCAUUUAUCCCAGCUCUGGCAGAAAUUCCUAAACCACCACCAGGAUACAUAUGGCCAAAAGAACCAACUCACAUCAUAGAGAAGAUCUGGGGGGGCCUGAUAUAUCUAUUAGUCAAUUCUGAAUCAAAAAUAUCUGCCCAUAACUCCUGGAUUCAGGCUUCAAUAUGCCAUGGAACAGCUGCUGCCACUGGUGAAAUAUCUGGACUUGGAGAUCAGCUUAGUCUUUUCACUGCAACUUGGGUAGGAAUGCUUGACCAACAUUGGCGAAUGAAAUAUCAGACCCAGGCUCCCAUUAGUGGUAUUUCCUGGCAACCUCUCCAGGCCACUGCCACUGUUUAUGGUUCAACACAAGUGCUGUCUGCACGUUUCACCAUCCACAGUGUCCCACUUUAUUUUGGCUGUCUUUCUUCACUCCUUGUUGGUAUAGCAUCUGCCAUUGCACUCCAAAGGACUUUCAACAGGAGGAAAGUUAUAAUCAAAGAAGCUGGAAUACUCCACUGCAUUUGGAUGCUUCAAUGGUCUUCCUUGACACAUUCAUUUCAACAGUACCAAUUUUCACCAGAACUGAAUGUUCAAUGCAAUGGUUUAACACUGGAUGUUGUUCAGGAAAAUGAUGCCAUAUUAGAGCCACUUCCUGAUCUUUCUGACACACCUGUGGAGAGGAUGCAGAGACAAUAUAAUGGUCAAUAG
Cantharellus anzutake is the source of this 3492-nucleotide messenger RNA. RefSeq lists its product as uncharacterized. The transcript has 16 exons. The record is from RefSeq and is a predicted model, not a curated record. The coding region runs from base 1 to 3492 and encodes 1163 amino acids. NCBI's taxonomy places the organism in Eukaryota, Fungi, Basidiomycota, Agaricomycetes, Cantharellales, Hydnaceae.